CGAAACGAGAGUGCAACAUUUUGAUUCUUGGCGAAACGGGGGUCGGAAAAUCGACCUUUAUUAACGCAUUUUCUAAUUACAUCAAUUUCCCAACGCUCGAUCACGCAAUGAAUUCCAAGAAAAUCCAUGCAUUAAUUCCAUCGAGAUUUACAAUAACGGACGCAUCGUUUAAGUCGAGAAAGAUCGAAUUUGGCAGCGACAAAAACGAGUCGUUUAAAAGCGGGCAAUCAUCCACUCAAAAUUGCCGCUCUUAUUCAUUCGAAACUGACGACUUAAUCAUUCGAUUAAUUGACACCCCAGGUGUUGGAGACACGCGAGGUGUUACUAAAGAUGAAGAAAAUUUCGAGAAUUUACUAGUGUAUUUAGGGGAAUUCACCGAGAUUAACGCGAUUGUUAUCAUGUUAAAACCGAACGAUUCAAGAUUAACCGUUCUUUUCGAAUAUUGUAUUAAGCAGUUAUUAUCUUCGUUAGAAAGGAGUGCUAUUGAUAAUAUCGUGUUUUUAUUUGCGAAUGCAAGAGCCACUUUUUAUAACCCUGGAGAUACCGUCGAACCUUUACAAGAACUUUUAAAAGAAAUUAAAGAAACCCCCCCGAACAUGGAGAUACCGUUCAAACAAGAAAACACAUUUUGUUUGGAUAACGAAGCUUUUCGUUAUUUAUUAGCAAAGAGGGAGGGGUUGGAUUUCGCAGAUCAUAUUAAACAAUCAUUCGCUAAUAGCUGGGAUAAUUCCGUAAUGGCAACAAAGCGAUUUUUAAAAUACGUUUCAAAAUUAACUCCUCAUAAGAUACAAAAUACGAUUUCUGUUAUGGAAGCGCGAAGAUCCAUCGAGAGGCUAAGAAAACCGUUGGGUGAGAUUGCGGUUUUAAUCGAAAACAAUUUGAGCCGAAUUAAUCGUUUAGAAACAAAUCUAAACGACACAACGAAAAGCAUCGACGAUUUAAAACCAUUCUUAUUCGUUCCAAGAAUAAAUUUGAAACUUAAAGAAUGCCCUUCCCCAAUAACCGUUUGCACGAACGCAAAAUGCACGGAAGCUCACAUAAUAAGCGACGUCACUUCUUAUCAUUACAAACAAAUUUGCCACGAUGAAUGUUAUCUGGAAGGGGUGCCGAAAAACGUUACCGGAGAUCCGCGUUUGCAAGAUUGCGCAAUAAUGGUGUAUAAAGACAACAAAUGGGUUUGUAAGUGGAAGAAAUGUGGGCAUAAUUACCUCGAACAUAUGCACGUUUAUUAUUUAACAGAACCCUACGAGGAGAAAAUCAAAGAUUUACAAAUACAAACGAAGUUAACAACGAAAGAAGCCGAGAGAGAUCUAAUCCAAAAAGAAUUGAAACGAUACCAAGUCGAAAAAGAAGAAUUUGAGGCAGAAAAAGAUAUCAUUCAAAAAGCCGUGGCUAAAUUCGCCCAUUUUUUAAGCAACAGCGUUAUAAUCCCCUACAACGAUGCUUAUAAAGAGUAUUUGCACUACUUAAUCGAAAAAGAAAAAAAACUUGGUGAUCUAUCGAAACGAGAUGUAAUUCAAAACUACGAAGAAUUAAUAACACGAUAUGAAAUGGAAAAAGAAGUGUUGAUGGAAGAAUUGAGGAAGGUACAAGUUUACGAUAGUAGUGUGAGGAGUGUCGUGAAAGCACCGGAAAUAAUGAAUAUUGUAAAAAAAUUGUAUGAUUUGAAAUUUUCUGGGAAAAUGAUUAAACAGAUGUACGAAGCGCAACGAAAACAUGUCGAAAAUGAAAUUGUUAAAAGUACCGAAAAAGUUGUCAAGCCGAUUGAAGUUAAAAAUAGUGAUGGAACUGUAAUCACAAAUUAUUUUAAGUACGUGGUUGGAUCGAUUUUGAAAUCGAAUUAGUUCAAAUUGAUGAAUACGAAAGUUUUGUUUAAUUUUUAACAAAUUAAAAUUUGUGUAAUAAAACAUAACUAUUUUUAUAUGAUAUCAUAAUCUAGGAUAUUUCACCUUCAAUUUGUGAUAUAAAUCAUUUCUCAACUCUCAAAAAUAAAAAAACAAACAGUUUUUUAAAUUUC
Molecule: messenger RNA, 2017 nt
Organism: Onthophagus taurus
Lineage: Eukaryota; Metazoa; Arthropoda; Insecta; Coleoptera; Scarabaeidae
Source: RefSeq, a predicted model, not a curated record